Molecule: messenger RNA, 3292 nt
Organism: Poecilia latipinna (sailfin molly)
Lineage: Eukaryota; Metazoa; Chordata; Actinopteri; Cyprinodontiformes; Poeciliidae
Product: E3 ubiquitin-protein ligase Itchy-like
Exons: 17
Coding region: 32-1966 (644 amino acids)
Biological process (GO): protein K29-linked ubiquitination; proteasome-mediated ubiquitin-dependent protein catabolic process; protein K63-linked ubiquitination
Cellular component (GO): cytoplasm
Molecular function (GO): ubiquitin protein ligase activity; protein binding
Source: RefSeq, a predicted model, not a curated record
UUUUUCCCCCUCAGCAUCUUCUACCAAUGUCAUGGCUCCCACAGAGGCUAUCCAGGGCCAGGCAGCCUCUGAUACACCGGUGCGGACCCCGGGGCCCUCAUCUGCUCCGGACUCGAGCCCAUUGACGUCCUCAAAUAGGAGCUCCAUGCCCGCCUCCACAGCCGGAGGCACAGCGACCAGACAGCCGACCACGCCUUCUCUCCCUCCCAGAACACCAUACGCCAACGUUGGACCAUUGCCCCCUGGAUGGGAGCAGAGAGUGGAUCAGAAUGGCAGGUUGUAUUACGUGGAUCACAUUGAAAAGAGAACAACAUGGGAACGUCCUGAGCCGCUCCCCCCUGGGUGGGAGCGUCGUUUUGAUCAGAUGGGCCGUGUCUACUUUGUUGAUCACAUCACCCGAACUACCACAUGGCAGCGGCCCACGGUGGAGACGGUGCGUAACUAUGAACAGUGGCAACACCAGCAGAGCCAGCUGCAGGGCGCCAUGCAGCAGUUCAACCAGAGGUUCAUCUAUGGGGUUCAAGACCAGGCGGCAGCUUCUCAGAAUAAAGAGUUUGAUCCUCUUGGCCCUCUGCCUGCUGGAUGGGAAAAGAGGACAGAUGGCAACGGAAGAGUUUACUUUGUCCAUCACCAGACCCGCUCAACUCAGUGGGAGGACCCUCGAACGCAGGGAUUACUGAACGAGAAGCCGCUUCCUGAAGGCUGGGAGAUGAGAUUCACCGUGGAUGGCAUUCCUUAUUUUGUAGACCACAACAGGAGAACGACCACCUACAUUGACCCUCGCACGGGGAAAUCCUCUCUUGAAAAUGGACCACGGAUCACUUAUGUUCGAGACUUCAAAGCCAAAGUUCAGUAUUUCAAAUUCUGGUGCCAGCAACUGUCUUUGCCUCAACAUGUUAAAAUCACAGUAACGAGGAAAAACCUCUUUGAGGAUUCUUUCCAGCAGAUAAUGAGCAUUAACCCUCAGGAUUUGAGAAGGAGGCUUUGGAUCAUCUUCCCAGGAGAGGAAGGCCUUGACUACGGAGGCGUUGCCAGGGAGUGGUUCUUCUUGUUGUCUCAUGAGGUUUUGAACCCCAUGUAUUGCCUGUUUGAAUACGCUGGUAAAGAUAACUAUGGUCUCCAAAUCAACCCUGCUUCAGACAUCAACCCCGACCACCUCAAGUAUUUCAGGUUCAUUGGACGAUUCAUUGCAAUGGCUCUUUUCCACGGCAAGUUCAUCGACACUGGUUUCUCUCUGCCAUUUUACAAACGGAUGCUCAACAAACCUUUGACACUCAACGAUCUGGAGUCAAUAGAUCCUGAGUUUUAUAACUCCCUCAUGUGGAUUAAGGACAAUAACAUCGAGGAGUGUGGAUUGGAAAUGUUCUUUUCAGUUGAUAAGGAAAUGCUUGGAGAAAUAUCCACCCAUGAGCUUAAAGAAGGCGGGGGAGACAUCCAAGUUACCGAGGAAAACAAGGAGGAGUACAUCAAGUUGGUAGCAGAGUGGCGGCUGUCCAGAGGAGUGGAAGAACAGACGCAAGCAUUCUUUGAGGGCUUCAAUGAGGUCCUCCCUCAGCAGUACCUGCAGUAUUUUGAUGCUAAAGAGCUCGAGGUCAUGCUGUGUGGCAUGCAGGAACUGGAUCUGGGGGACUGGCAGAACAACACCAUCUACAGACACUACACUCGGACCAGCAAACAGGUCGUCUGGUUCUGGCAGUUGAUGAAGGAGAUGGACAACGAGAAGCGGAUGCGGCUGCUGCAGUUUGUCACCGGCACUUGUCGUCUGCCUGUGGGAGGUUUCGCCAACCUUAUGGGGAGCAACGGGCCACAGAAGUUCUGCAUUGAGAAGGUGGGAAAGGAAAACUGGCUGCCCAGAAGUCACACAUGCUUCAACAGAUUGGACUUGCCACCCUAUAAGAGCUAUGAACAACUCAAGGAGAAGCUGAUGUUCGCCAUUGAGGAGACGGAAGGAUUUGGACAGGAGUGAAAGAGGGAGAUGAAGUGGGAAAACCCCAUCAAUGUUUAAAUCGGGGAGCGCCAGCCUGCAGAAGCAGCAGGUGUUUGGAAGAGGCGACACUCGUCUGCAUGCACCAGCUGGUGAGAUGGCUGCCAGCAUGUGCAGUAUUCUGAAUCGGGGAAGUCCUCUUACAGCAAACCUCUCAUGGCUUCAUGAGCCGGAGCAGAAUUUCGUAUUCUUUCAAAACCAAAAUCCAAAGGCUGCCUUCCAAACACAGUCGUCAUGUCAACGAGAGAAACUCAUGAGCGCAAGGGCAUGAUCUGAGACGUAGAGGGUGUGGCUUUAAGUUUUCAACUCGGCUAAGUUCCCCCAAAAUGAGUUGCUUUCUAAUGAGUCUGAACUAAUGAUUUAAAUGAAUCUUCCUCUCUUAAGUUAACAUUAAUGACUUUCAAAAGCUUCAAUAACAGACAAUCUUGGUGCUUCAGAGAUUUGGGAUUCUUUGCUUUCGUUUUGCGCUCUCUGGAUUAUGUCAUGUUUCGAGUCUGUGAAUCGAUGAAUGAUUGUGAACAGUGUUGUAACCGCCAUUAUUUUUUUUUUAAUGGUGGUGGCAAAUGUUAUAAAAACCAUUUAACUGGCCCUAGUUUUAUAGGGUCGGAGUCUGCACACUGUGAUCUGUAAUAACAGGAUAAUAAUAUGGAUUAGAGUUUUCUGGAAGAAUCUUAAUGUUAACAGCUUUAAUGAGUUUUUUUUGGUCUUUUAAUGUACAGAAGUAGUCUUAAUUAAACCAGUUACUUAAAAAUCCACAGAAGACCAGAAGAACGCUAAUACUACAUCAAACCAAAUAAAAUUUAAUCCUAUGAGGCAUUUUCAUUGCAACCCGGUUGUCUCUUUUAAACAUGUAGCAUUUGAAACAUGAACAAGUGUUUUCUUGCCUUAUUUUGACAUCUUUCACAACAGACCUCAAAAAAGAAGGGAUACAAAGGUUUUCAAAAGUCAGCAAUAACUGAGGAAAUUUAAAUCCCGCCUCUCUUUACACCUGUCAUUUGUAGCUUGUUCUGUCUGAACUUGUGAAAAAUAAUAUAUUUUAUCAUUACUCUGCAUUAAUGGGCACUCCUAGUGAAGAUGUGUGAAGCAGCUUUUAAAAUAAUUUUUUCAAUAACAUUUAGAGAAAUGUGUUUAGAGAUUACAUUUAAAAGUAAAGUGUAAAUUUAAAAAUGCUUGUGUUACAGCAUUUUAAAACGUUUAAGGAAACCAAUUGUGGUAAUUUUUAUAAACGAAAAAAUUACCACAAAAUAAUAUUUGAACAAGAGAUAUAAACUGAAUCCAUGUACAAAGAUUAAAGGUGAAUUUUCCAGA